AUGGAAAACAAAAACUUUCUAUGCAUUAUAGAAGAAGAAAUGGAUAGUCUUUGGUUUCACAAACUCAUUUUUUUCUCACAACCAAGUCCAACAGCAUCAGUUCUUUCCUUACCAUCUCCACUAGAUGAAGAAAAACCUAUUACCACUUCAGAAUCUAUUUCUUGCUCAUCAUCCAUUAUUUCUUCACCACCGCCACCAGAUGAAGAAACUUCAACGGAUGAAUCACCUUCUUCAGUGAAACAACUCUCAUCAAAAUCAAUAUUUGUGCCUCUUCAGGAUGGAUCAAACAACAAUGAAGAAGAAACCAAGGAAAGAUUGGGUAGAAUGGAGCUUUUGUUGGGUAACAAAACUCGCUCACACUCAUCCUCACCAUCAACUCAAGACCGUCGCAGAAAAUUAAUUAAACCAGUUAUUUGUGCAAGGAAACUGCAGAAGUCCAUAAGCUGCAGAACAUUUGGGGAACUAGAACUUGAUGAAGUAAAGGGUUUUAUGGAUCUUGGUUUCACAUUCAACAAAGAAUAUCUAAGCCCAAGAAUGAUGAGCGUUGUGCCCGGCUUGCAGAGACUUGGUGUAACGAAUGGCAAAGAAACUGUUGAAGGAGAUUUUAUUGAAGCAGAGGAAGAAAAGAGAGAUAUCAUGAGACCAUAUCUAUCAGAGGCAUGGCUUAUAAAGAGACCCGAUUCACCGCUACUAAACUUAAAAAUUCCCAAACGUUGUUCAUCUUCCAAUAUGAAGAAACAUCUUCGGUUCUGGGCUAAAACUGUGGCCUCAGAAAUCCACCAAGAAUGA
This is a messenger RNA of Sphenostylis stenocarpa, 789 nucleotides long. The record is from the annotation of a GenBank genome assembly. Lineage: Eukaryota; Viridiplantae; Streptophyta; Magnoliopsida; Fabales; Fabaceae.